AUGAAAAAAAAAAAUAUCGCGGCGACCACUAGCUACGGCAAGGUGAAAAGCCGUGUGAACCGUUAUGAUAUGAAUGGUUCCUACAAUUUUAAUGAGUCCAAGAAUGGUGGAAAGGUGCCAGGAGGAGGUACUCCGGGGGAGGGGAAGAAGAGUCGGGCGGAGGCGCCCCCCGUCGGUAAGGCCGCCAAUGGCGCAGUGAAUAGCACCGCGAUGAGUAACCUCCAGAAUAGCACUCAUAAUAACACUCAUAAUAACACUCAUAAUAACGCUCAUAAUAGCACUCAUAAUAGCACUCAGAACAGCACCCAGAACAGUGGCGGAGGAAAUCCCCACCAUGCGCAGGCGACAAAAUAUGUUAAGAGCGCCUAUCCGUAUGAUUACAACGCGUACGGCCCCAAGAAAGUUGGAGAGCACAAGGAGAAAAUGAAAGGUUCCAUGAAGAGUGCGGGUCACGCAGGCGACAGUGGUGCACACGGUGAGGGGAGAAGUAGUCAGGCGACCACGAACAACGCCGGUGUCCCGGAUAGUAAGGCUACCCGCGAAGCAGGAGCGUAUAAGCCCAUUGUGAGUGGCACAAAAGGGAGUGGGGAUAACGCAAACGGGGCUAACGCCAUUGGGGUGAACCCCAGUGGAGCCAAUUUGAGUCACGCAAAUGGAGGCAGAAGGCAAAACACAGGGCGGAAAGGAAACAGAGACGAGAAUUUAAACGAAGAAGUCAGUCUGUUGAGGGAAAAAAUAUGCUUUAAAAUGCUCAAAAGCAUAGAUAUAUACAUCACGGAAAUAAUCAUGAAGUCGUCAUUUGUUACCGUGUACAAAAUGAAGGAAGAUGAACUAAAAUGGGUUCGAGCGGACAUUGAGGGUUUCCUUUACAUCGUUAGGAGGUCCAUAAAGCCAACGUACCGACUUAUAAUUACAAACAAAAAAAACGAAAACCAUUUAGUACAGGACAUCCACGGACGUUUCAACUUGUCCACAGAUCAAAAUUAUAUUUUUUAUCGAGUACAUAAUGAAGAGAGUAACCUGAAGAGUACCUACAGUUUGUGGUUUUAUAGCACCGAGGAAAAGGAGAAGAUAUAUAGUAUGCUGAGAGAGUUAGUGGACAGAGGGGCGGUUUCUCCAUCCGUCAGUGGCACCGCUAAUCUGGGAAGCUCGGACAUUAGCGGCGUUGCGACUGGCGCCAAUGUCGGCUAUGUACACAGUAAAAAUAUUAACUUUAUACUGUCCAAAGGUGAGAGUAGCGUUAACGAAGGAUCUGCGAUAGCAGGGAUCGCGGCAGGAGGAAUCGCAACAGGAGGAGGAUCGAUUAUCGGAGCGAAACCGAACGAUUCUUCGUCCAAGAACGUCCUAAUGAAUGGACACAACGAGGACCUUCUCAAGGGAGGGACGAACCACGUAGGGGUGGUCAGCGGCGGGGAGAACAACGUGCAGAGAAAGGUAAAUGCAAAGAACGUCAUCCCCAUGAUGGCACAAGACAGUGGCAGAGAUAACGAUUAUGAAAAGAGUUUUGAAUUGAUUGGGAAUAAUAAGCUAGAGAAUUUAUAUGCGAAGAUGAACUUCCCCCUGGGUGAGGGGGGACAUAUACCCCCAGGAGCUGCCAACACGAUUUAUGGGAAUUAUUUGAAGCACUUAUAUAAGGGUAGUGGAGCUGGAAGCGGAGGCGUGAACGGGAUGGAGGCCAUUGGACAGAGAAGCAAAAUGAAGGAUGCCCCUGGGGAGGAAGACCUCGCUGGAUGCGAUUCGAAUGUGAAAGGGGUGGCGCAACAAAACAGCGUCGAUUUUAAUGACAAGGCUGGAAGGAAAUUGCUCUACCUCAUUAAGGGGCUGCCCAUGGAAGGUGAAAGGGGCGAUGAGAGGGCCGUCCAAGACGGAAGCCAUAAUUUGAAAAAGUUCCCAGGGUAUGAUUUUUACGAGGAUAGAAAGAGCGAAGAUAUGCCAAGGGGUGGUGGAGGUGGAACGAGCAACCCUGUUGUGAUGGAUCCAAAGGGAGGAGGAGGUGGUGAUGAUGGCGGCUAUACGAAUGACAAGGGCAGCGCCAUUUCCGGAGGAGAAGCCAUCAUGAACCUACUUGGAUUGAGCAAGAGCGGCGACGUGAAGGAGGACCAGGCGGAGGAUAAGAAGAAGAAAAAGAAGAAGAAAGGCGGAAGUGGGGAAGUCCCCGCCGCCGGGGGUGCCAAUGGAACUGCAGUUGUGAAUGCCAGUGUCAGCGCCGUUGCUAGCGGUGAUAGCCAAGGAAUGACCCAGAUGAGUAACGUGCUUGGUGCCAAAGAGCUCGAGGGCAACAUGCAAACCAGAGGGCUUCAUCCUAGGGAGAUGCAACUGAGGGAGUUGCAGUUUAGGGAGAUGCAGCUCAGGGAGAUGCAACUCAGGGGGAUGCAGCUAAGGGGGAUGCAGACGAAUGGAAUGCAGAUGAAUGGAAUGGUGAUGAAUGGGGUUCCCAUUAAUGGACUCCCGCCUAACGGGAUACCGCAUAACGAACUUCCGCAUAACGAGUUGCAGAUGAAUCACCCGCAAGGGAACGACGUGCAGAUGCUCCCGUUCCACGAGGAAGAGAUAAACGGGAAGGCCAUCAACUACGCAAAGGGAAAAUCAGACCGUAGUGAAGAGCCCCUAAACAAUAACCAUCCCGUGGAGAGAGCCUACCUGGAUAGACCAUCAUUUCAGAAUAACUCCAUCGAAAGUCUUCACAGCAAAGAGGUCGAAAUGAGUAAUGGAAGCAUGGACGAUGAGAAAAACAUGACAAAUGCUUUGCUUGAUAUUAUUAAGCAAAAAGCUGACAGAGCGAACCAGGUGCACGGGAUUGAAGGUAUAAAUCAUCACGGGGGUCAUGAUGGCAUAAACGAUUUCAACACUGAUUCGUACGACAUGUUGUUGAAGAUGCAGAGCGCUGGUGGAAGUGGAGAGAGGAGGGCUAAGAGUGGCCAUCGAAUGACCAACCGGAUGGGGAGUCACGUUGGGAGCCAUCUUGGAAGCCAACUGGGAAGCCAUCUCGGGAGUCACCUGGAUACCCGUAGCCACAACGGCCCAUUUGAUGAGGGCGAAAUGCCAGGGAGAAAUAACCACCCACGGUACAUCCCCCACGAUAAGCAGCUGCUCAAGUAUGAAGACGAGAGGACGGACAGCUACAACGGCAUGGAGGACUAUAAAAACAGGAGCAUCCUUCUGAGCAGGAACACCAUCCAUAACGUCAUCAGGGAGACUUUGCAGUCGGACGAGUUUGUUAAUUUGUUGUGGAAAAAGUUGGUGACGAGCAAAAAUAUUAUGUAA
Plasmodium inui San Antonio 1 is the source of this 3264-nucleotide messenger RNA. RefSeq lists its product as hypothetical. Gene Ontology annotation, molecular function: enzyme activator activity; mRNA binding. The transcript has a single exon. Bases 1 to 3264 code for a protein of 1087 amino acids. The record is from RefSeq and is a predicted model, not a curated record. NCBI's taxonomy places the organism in Eukaryota, Apicomplexa, Aconoidasida, Haemosporida, Plasmodiidae. Gene Ontology annotation, cellular component: P-body. Gene Ontology annotation, biological process: deadenylation-independent decapping of nuclear-transcribed mRNA; positive regulation of catalytic activity; deadenylation-dependent decapping of nuclear-transcribed mRNA.